Oryza brachyantha (malo sina) is the source of this 619-nucleotide messenger RNA. RefSeq lists its product as uncharacterized. Lineage: Eukaryota; Viridiplantae; Streptophyta; Magnoliopsida; Poales; Poaceae. Bases 104 to 367 code for a protein of 87 amino acids. The record is from RefSeq and is a predicted model, not a curated record. The transcript is spliced from 3 exons.
UCGCCCGGGGCCGUGGAAACCGUGGAGGAGAGGAGGAAGAAGAAGCGGAGCACCUCCCCCUCAGAAUCUCGUCGUCUCUCCGGCGGCCGCCGCCACCACCGCGAUGAUCAGCAUCCUCGCGCAGGAGCGCCUCCUCGGGUUCGCCCUGGGCUCCGUCUCCAUGGGAGGGUUCGUCCUCCACCAGCGGCGCGCCAUCUACCGCUCCCUCGCCGACGCCGAUGCCGCCGCCGCCCCGUCGCCCUUCUCCUACCAGCCAAAUGAAACCAGUGGUAGAAGGAGCUCGACUCAAUUAGCUCACGUAUGGAACAAGACGGUGGAUGAGACUCUGGGACGACUUGUUGCAUACCUCAGCUCUCGUGGAUGGUAAUUCAGACACUAUAUCUGCUUGUGCAUGGCAAAAUCAGCAGACGGGGCAUUGGCUCCCUGGUUGUCAUUGUUGUGCUAUGAUUUACUCACAUUUCUUCGAACACAUAGCUUGGAUACAGUGAUGCAUUUAAUUUAAGAAAGGUUUAACAUCAGGGAAUAUAUGGAUGGAUCAAUGUCCUAUUUAUCCCAGAAAAAAAUGUUCUUUCUGCUACAGAUUUUCUUGCAUGUAAUACACUUCAGGGCCUACGCAGUA